AUGGGCUCCUCUCCAUUCACAAUGAGGUCAAUUCUGACUCUCUUCCUCCUCGUGGUCCAACUCGCCUCUGCUCUGAAAUUCGACCUCCCCGCCACCUCAGGUAGCGGCAAGAACGAGCGAUGUAUCCGCAACUUUAUCUCCAAGGACCAGCUGGUCGUCGUGACCGCCAUCGUGAGCGGUUCCAAGGGUGAUGGCCAGCGCGUCAACAUGCACACAACACCGCAACCACAAACCCACCUCGACCCAGUUGCUAACAACUCACAGAUCAAGGAUUCAAUGGGCAAUGACCACGGUCGCCCGAAGGAUAUUGUCGGUGAAGUGCGCCAGGCAUUCACCUCAACCGCCGACACCACCUUCGACGUGUGCAUGGAGAACCUACUCGUUGGUCGCCACUCCUCGCCCAACCCCGUCCGCGAAGUCGAACUCGACGUCGAAAUCGGCGCCGACGCCCGCGACUGGUCCAGCAUCCAAGCCCAAGAGAAACUAAAGCCCGUCGAGACUGACCUCCGCCGCAUCGAAGAGAUGGUCAGCGAGAUCGUUACUGAGAUGGACUACCUACGUGCCCGGGAGCAGCGUCUCCGCGAUACAAAUGAGAGCACCAAUGAGCGUGUGAAGUGGUUCGCGUUCGGUACUAUGGGUAUGCUGGUUGGUCUUGGUGCGUGGCAGGUUGUUUACCUGCGGGCGUACUUCCGAUCUAAGCAUCUGAUUUAA
Molecule: messenger RNA, 711 nt
Organism: Penicillium odoratum
Lineage: Eukaryota; Fungi; Ascomycota; Eurotiomycetes; Eurotiales; Aspergillaceae
Product: p24 family protein
Exons: 3
Coding region: 1-711 (236 amino acids)
Biological process (GO): intracellular protein transport; endoplasmic reticulum to Golgi vesicle-mediated transport; Golgi organization
Cellular component (GO): COPII-coated ER to Golgi transport vesicle; endoplasmic reticulum-Golgi intermediate compartment; endoplasmic reticulum
Source: RefSeq, a predicted model, not a curated record